Molecule: messenger RNA, 9757 nt
Organism: Acipenser ruthenus (sterlet)
Lineage: Eukaryota; Metazoa; Chordata; Actinopteri; Acipenseriformes; Acipenseridae
Product: telomerase-binding protein EST1A-like
Exons: 19
Coding region: 146-5254 (1702 amino acids)
Biological process (GO): nuclear-transcribed mRNA catabolic process, nonsense-mediated decay
Cellular component (GO): telomerase holoenzyme complex
Molecular function (GO): telomerase RNA binding; protein binding; telomeric repeat DNA binding
Source: RefSeq, a predicted model, not a curated record
CUGACGACGAGUGCUGCUCCUCCUCCUAGUCCUACCUCAAUCUGCGGUGCAGCAGGAUUUUCAAAACGCAUUUCUCGAUUGGGCUGUUGCCAGUGGCGGUUCGCGUGGAGUUUUGAGCCCGCCGAGCCACCGUGUGUUUGUGUUGAUGGAGAUGAAGAUGGCGGAGGAACUAGAGAGGGUCCGAAUUUCAGCCGCGGAACUACGGGGCGCCGCUCCCGGGACUAGCCGGGACCAGAGCCUGCGAGCCGGGGAGCCGCCAGACAGCGGAAAGGACCAGUUUGACGGUCAGCAGCGCCGGGAUGGGAAGCGGCCGGACCUGCGGCUCUACCAGCCUGGCAUGUCGAGGCUCCGACCCCGCAGAGAGACCUCAGGGAGUAGCGAGGGGGACGGGCGGCCGGAGCACUGCCCACGAGAGGAGGAGGAGGAGGAGGAGGAGGAGGAGGAGCGGGGGACAGGGCCAGAGGCAGCCCACGCUGCUGAAACCACGGGGACCGCAAGGACCCCCGAAAUACCAGCUCGGGACAGCCCAGCGUCCGUCGCUGCUGCUGCUGCUCCUGCGGGGUCCCCAAAACAGGCACGCAAAACCCGCAAACCGGACCGGCAGAUCUACCAGCCCGGGGGCCGCCGUCUGCAGCAGCCAGCGCGUCCGAGCAAAGAGACUGGGGUUAGCAAAGACCUGACCGUGAGCAAGGAGACUAGCAAAGAGACUGGGGUUAGCAAAGACCUGACCGUGAGCAAGGAGACUAGCAAAGAGACUGGGGUUAGCAAAGACCUGACCGUGAGCAAGGAGACUAGCAAAGAGACUGGGGUUAGCAAAGACCUGACCGUGAGCAAGGAGACCAGCAAAGAGACUGGGGUUAGCAAAGACCUGACCGUGAGCAAGGAGACUAGCAAAGAGACUGGGGUUAGCAAAGACCUGACCGUGAGCAAGGAGACUAGCAAAGAGACUGGGGUUAGCAAAGACCUGACCGUGAGCAAGGAGACUAGCAAAGAGACUGGGGUUAGCAAAGACCUGACCUUGAGCAAGGAGACUAGCAAAGAGACGGGGUUUAGCAAAGACCUGACCUUGAGCAAGGAGACUGGGGUUAGCAAAGACCUGACCUUGAGCAAGGAGACUAGCAAAGAGACGGGGGUUAGCAAAGACCUGACUGUGAGCAAGGAGACUAGGGUUAGCAAAGAACCUGCAGCCGACAAGGAAACUACUGACAUAAAAAAUCCAGGGGUUAGCAAGGCGGGAGGGGCUGCCAAGGACUCUGCAGAGACCUUAAUCAGGAAAACAGAGGGGAUGAAAAUUUCCGAGGGUGUCAGUCGUCCAGCCUUCGGGGAGGAGGGCGAGGGAGGGAGAAAGAAGGCGGGGAGCGAGGGCAGGAGAAACAAAGCAGGGGGAGAGGGAGCUCAAGGGAGGAAAGAGAAGGGGGCAAGGAGGACCAGAGGAGGAGGAGGAGGAGGAAGAGGUAGCGGUGAGAGGGAGAGGGCUAGGGAAAGGGAAGGAGACGAGUCAAGAAAGAAGAGCGGUCUGGAGCGGGAGAGGGGGAAGGUGGUAGAGAGGGAGGGGGAAGCAUGUGAGGGAGGGAGCAAGGCUCAGCAGGGCGGUGGUGCCUCAUCGAAGCGCUACUCCAAAUCAGACAAGCGCCGCAAUCGGACCUACAGUACCAGCUCGGCCAGCAGCGGUACCAGUUUCGAUGGGCCUGGGAACGGAGGGGGGUCUGCGAGAGUCGGGGAGAGUAGGAGAAAGCAGCACCAGCAGCAGGGAGCCAGGGACAGAGGAGGGAGGGUUAGUGGAACAUCCCGUUCUGCCGUUACAGCUGGGGGAGGCGACAGGAGAGAGAGGGCCCGGGCUCCCAAAAAACAGGCCAGCAUUUCAUCCACGGACUCUUACGAUGACUUCGAACAAGAGGACAGAGAAGAGAGAGAGGGUGAAGGGUGGAGCCCAGAUAGGUCUAGUAAUAACAGAAGGAGAGGGGUAGGAAGCAGCAGCAGCAGCGAUAGAAGGGCAGGCGGCAUCUUAAGGGUGAGCUUCGACAGGGAAAGUAAUUCUCUGGUCACCACCGCGAACAGCGCAGAGCAGAAGAGGAGAGAUGAGCCCAGAGGGAGAGGGAGGGGCAUCCUCAUACUCCCCGCCCACACAGACCUGACUGCACCCCCUGAGUCGGGGUCACGCCUCCUGGUUGGAAGCCGGGGAGCCAGGGGACAGGGCCGGGGCGGGGCUACCAGAAGGCUGUGGGAUCCCAACAAUCCAGAGCAGAAGCCAGCUUUAUUAAAGGGCCAGCAGCAGCAGCAGCAGCAGCACCUUGGCCUACAGCAGCACCUACACUUGCAGCAAGCAGUAUACUCCCAGCCUCAGCUUCACUUCUUAGACACAGAUGACGAAACCACAGGCAGCCCCCCUGCCCACCAGGAGGAGGCCUUUCAAGGCUACCGCGCCGCCGCUCAACAGGCAGUCGCUUCUUGUUACUACAAGUUUCAGAACUCGGACAACCCUUACUAUUACCAGCCCACCACCGCCCCCCGGUACCCCUACCCUUACCAGCUACCCUAUCAGAUCCAAGGCACUAAUGGGGUGUGCCCUCCUGCUGCUCCUGGCUACUACGCAGGGUACCCUGGUGUCGGAGCGGCCCCUUCCUCUCUGCAGCAGCACGGAUACAUCUCCAGCCCCCUCACCCCGGAGGAGGCUGAGCUCCAGGCCAAGGGGAUGCAGCAGCAGGAGCUGAUCAAGCUGCUCCGGAUAGCAGACAAGCAGGAGCUGCAGCUCAGCAACCUGCUGUCCCGGGACCGGCUCAGCCCAGAGGGGCUCGACAGGAUGGCACAGCUCAGGGCUGAGCUUCUCUCUGUGUACGAGCGUGUGAUCCUGAGCGAUCUCGAGUAUUCGGACACUCAUAAUCUGGACCAGGCUCUGUGGAAGAACGCUUUCUACCAGGUGAUAGAGAAGUUCAGGCAGAUGCUGAAAGACCCAGCCUCGGAGACCGGCCAUCAGAUCAGAGCCAUGCUGCUCACACUGCUGGACGAGGGAGCUGCGUUCUUCGACUCCCUCCUGAUGAAGCUGCAGGCCGUGUUCCAGUUCAAGCUGGAGGAUUACAUGGAUGGGAUGGCGAUUCGCAGCCGACCCCUGCGCAAGACGGUGAAGUACGCGCUGAUCAGUGCCCAGAGGUGCAUGAUCUGCCAGGGAGACAUUGCCAGGUACCGAGAGCAGGCCAACGACACAGCCAACUAUGGGAAAGCACGCAGCUGGUACCUGAAGGCGCAGCAGAUCGCUCCCAAAAACGGACGCCCGUACAACCAGCUUGCACUGCUGGCUAUCUACACGAAGCGGAAGCUGGAUGCAGUGUAUUACUACAUGCGCAGCCUGGCUGCCAGUAACCCCAUCCUGACUGCCAAAGAGAGCCUGAUGAGUCUGUUCGAGGAGACCAAGCGCAAGGCGGACCAGAUGGAGCGGCGCAGGCAGCAGCAGCAGCAGCGAGAGCGGGAGGAAGUCUCCGAGUGCAGUGCAGGGCCCAGGGGCCGGGGGGGAGCAGGAGGGGGAGGCAGGUCCACUCUCGGGGACGACGCGGCUCGAGUGGAGAUCUGGGUUCGACCGGCCAGGAAAGGCCAGUCCAGAGCGGGCAGCGAGUCCGGCAAAGAGUCUGAGCAAGACAGUGAGCUGAGCCACCUCAUCCCCAGUGACCUCAAUAAGCGCUUCAUCCUGAGUUUCCUCCACGCUCACGGGAAGCUCUUCACAAAGAUCGGGAUGGAGACGUUCCCAGUGGUGGCGGCUCGGGUCCUUCAGGAGUUCCGCGUCCUCCUGCAGCACAGCCCCUCCCUCAUCGGGAACACGCGCAUGCUGCAGCUCAUCACCAUCAACAUGUUCGCAGUGCACAAUGCGCAGAGCAGGGACGGGGGCAGUGAGGCUCGCUCAGUGAUCCAGGAUCAGGCUACCUCUCUGGGGCUGUCAAUGUUCGCCCUGCUGGUGGAGCGCUGCACGGAACUGCUCAAGGACACUCCGAGAGCGCCCCCCAGUGCCAGCGAGGAUGAUGACGGGGAUGAAGAGGAAGACGUCAAGGUGUCUUCCUUCCACGCGGACCUCAGGGAGCUGCUGCCCAGCGUCAAGGUCUGGUCGGAUUGGAUGCUAGGCCAACCGGACCAGUGGAACCCGCCUCCCUGCAGCCUGCUGUUGCCAAACGGGUGCUGCCUGGAUGUGUGGCAGACCCUGGCGCAGUUCUGUAACACGCUGGCGGGGGUGAACCAGGGCGCGGUGCCACUCUACAAAGACCCAGACGAGGACCUGCGUCUGCUGGUGCUGGAGGAGGACCGGCUGCUCUCAGGCUUCAUCCCCCUGCUGGGGGCGCCGCAGGAGCCCUGCUAUGUGGAGACAGCGUCCGACAAGGCCAUCGCUGCGGACUGUAAGCGGGUCACGGUGCUCAAGUAUUUCCUGGAAGCGCUCUGUGGACAAGAAGAGCCUCUGCUGGCAUUCAAGGGUGGAAAAUAUGUGUCGAUGGCAACCGUCCCAGACACCAUGGGAAAGGAAACGGGAAGCCAGGAGGGAAAACAAGCCGACAAUCAGGAUGAGGACGUGCUGGUUGAAGCGAUGGAGGAGGACUCUGAGCCGGACGCCAGCGGCAGCGAGGAUGAUUUCCGAGAGCUGAGAGCGCGCAAGCAUGCCCUGACUGUGAAAGUGGCGGAGCAGCAGAGGAGACGAGACAAGAUCCAGGCAGUGCUGCAGCCCUGCAGGCAGCUGGAGAUUGAGAUCACUCCCGUGUUCCUGGUCCCCGACACCAACGGCUUCAUUGACCACCUGAGCGGUCUGGCCAAGCUGCUGAGCUGCAAGGCUUACAUACUGGUGGUGCCCCUCAUCGUGAUCACGGAGCUGGACGGGCUGGCACGGGGGCAGGAGACGGAGUACCGCACUGGCAGCCACGCCCGGCAGGUUCAGGAGCACGCCCGCAGUGCCAUCGGCUUCCUGGAGCGCGGGUUCGAGAACAGAGAGCCCUGCCUGAGAGCUCUGACCAGCCGGGGGAAUGAGCUGGAGUCCAUCUCCUUCCGCAGCGAGGACCCUACGGGACAGCAGGGAAACAACGAUGACCUCAUCCUGUCCUGCUGCCUGCACUACUGCAAAGACAAAGCCAAGGACUUCAUGCCCACUCAGAAAGACGAGCCCAUUCGUCUGCGCAGGGAGGUGGUUCUGCUGACGGACGACCGGAACCUGCGAGUGAAAGCGCUGACCCGAAACGUGCCGGUCCGGGACAUCCCAGCCUUCCUCAAGUGGGCCAAAGUGGGAUGAAACCAGAGCGGGCGGGCCAGCAGCGCACGGGAGAAGAUACGACACAAAUGAAUUCCUCUGAGCGAAAAACAAAUGACAAACAAGAGAAAGAGGGAGUGAAAGAAGAGAGAGAGGGAGGGAGGGAGGGAGGGAGUUUAGAUUGAAGGGAUCUGUUAAAAGAGGCUUUACUGUGAGUUCCUCGAUAAUAGAAAUGACCUCUCUCUCGACCUAACAACCUUUUAGAUUGCAAAGAAAAUCAAGAUGAUGAUGAUGAUGGUGAUGAAGAUUUGUGGCUAGGCAACCACAGCACUGAGUUAAGCUGCAGCGUGAGUGAGUGAACGCAGCCACAGGAUGGUAACCCACUGAAGCCACAGAUAAGGGAGGGAGGGGUCCGAGUCGCGUGGCCCGGAGUGGAGUGGAAUUGAGAGAACGAGGGAAGGCUUGGUUGGGUUUGGUUUUGGUUUUGUGAAUGUGAGUGGGGGCUGUCCUGUCCAGAUGAUCUCUGGUGACCCCAAUAUUUUUUUUUAUUUAUUUUUUUUUUUUUUACUCACCUCUUGUGACUUUCUUGCUUGUUUACGUUUCAGGUGCAGUGCGGUUCGUCACGUGUGUCUCGCCUGCCUUUAUCUCCCUGAAUUCAGUGGUAUCCGAAAUUGUUCUUUUUAAAAGUUUACUGAUUAUUCUGCCCGAAGAGUGCACAGACUGAAAAGCAGUCUGUGGGGUGCAUUGAAAGCGAUUCUAAGACAUGGUGGCACACGGGUCUCCUAGUCUCUCUCUGGCAUUAAGAUCUGGGACGUGGAGCUGUCUUUGACUCCAUCUAACUAAUGAAUUCCUACUCCUGACUCCACGGCCCCUAAAGACUAUAAAGGAUUCGAUAUGCCUAGAAAACUACAGUUCCCAUAAUUCCUUUCUGCACUGAAGACCAGGGGCUGGGGUAUUUAAACCGAGGGGGAUGGGUACCAUUUCAUGGUUCAUGCUCGAUGCAUUCUGUUUUAAAUUGGGGGGGGGGGGGGCUGAAAUGGGUAGCUGAAAUGGGUAGCUGUUUCCCAUAGACAGUGCUAACUGUACUGUAUACAGCUUUUAUGGUAGAUCUGUAUGUCUUGUGCAUCUGUGAGCUGGCUGUUUUUCUUUUUUCUUUUGGUUUGUCAGCAGAUUUUGAUAAGCAUGACAGUGGAAGCCUGUGAGCUCCAUGUUAUACAAAGUUUUUGCUAAAAAAAAAAACCUUUAAAUUUAGCAAUUUUAUAGUUUUGCUGUUAUUUAUUUAUUUUUUUAUGCUGUAAUAUAUGGAUUUUUUAUUAAGAAUUAUUUUUGUCUGGGUGUUUUUCUUGGAGGGACGGUGCUUUGGCCUCCAUUCUUGCAGGGAGGCUGGGUAAGAAGUCAUUGAAAGUGGUAUCUUUUACAGAGCACUGGCCUGGCUCCACCUGGGUAAACCACAGCUCCACGGGAGUGACUUACUUCAAGGAUCCUUGCAAAAAUGGAGGACAGAUGCAUGAAUAAAAACUAAUAACUUGGUAACCAAUUGGAGCAACGGACUGCCCAACCCAUAGUCUCAACUCUGUAGUUGUAAAUAACUAAUUAACUAACUGACUAACAAGUCCUGCUGGCCAGGGAUGAUGGGGAUCUGCAGCCAGUGUAGCUGAUGAAGAAAGUUUAUUUUGAAGGAGCAGACAUUGCGUGUGCUGAAUUUGAAGGCAUGCUUGGUCUGUCUGCAGCCGUCUCGGAGACAUAUAAAGAAGACCGCUCUGACGCUCCUCAAUGGCUUUUUCCAGAGCUGUUUGUUCACUCCAGCUGGCUCCGGCACUUGCUUUUUCACGUCUGCAGAAUCUCAGGUAGCGCAGUCAGCCACCAGCUCAGCCCAGGCUCUGACAGCUGUUUGCAGCCUGAAACGGCAAGAUCCAUAGCUCUGCUUCCACAAACUCUCACUAUGUGGGUGUGCCGUUUACCACGCAGGACCUUUUCUGGAGUUGCAGAACUCCACUUCCCCCAGUGGAGCCACCACAUACAUGCCCGAAAAAUGUCCAGAUUUCCAACUCAUCCGCAACCCAGUUUGUUCCAACUGCUUGGCAAACAAAGCCUAACAGUCCUGGGUUUUGAUUCAGCAACGAACUAUUGUAAAUAUUUGACUGUUUAAAUCAUUAUUGGGGUGGAAAAAAAAUAAAUAAAUCCUCCUGAUAUGAAAUAUUUUGAUAAAUUGAGGCUAUUCUUAAUCUGUGUGCGUCAUCGGACUAAAACACAAUUUAAAUAAGUUGAUGCUUUUCAUUACUCUCUUUAUAAAAACCUGGGCUCUUUCCGAGCGGGCUGAUCUACAAUGAGAUCCAUUCAGCACCACUGAACACCCCUAGCACACUUUGGAGCUGCCCAGGUACGUUGCUGAACAGCCGAUCACACUGAUGGAGCAGCUCUGUGCACGCUUUCCACAGGUCAGGGUCCCCUGAACCCGUGGACACUGAAUACCAGGACCUUUGGCAUUUGCUGGUUUACGAUGCGGAGUCUGCGGAGUGUGCCAGCAGGGACGGGAGCCAAGGAGGGGGUCUGGUUUCAGGACUGAUAGCCGAUCACGUCAGGCACAGACCCGCCCUGCCUGUCACAGAGGUUCUUCUUCCUGAAUCUAACUCUCUAUUAGGACAUGUCUGACCAGGCUAGCUGGAAUGGGCAUGCGUGUGAAUCAAAGACCUCCGUGGCACAUGGCUAUUUCAGGAAACUUUUUUUCAGUUGUUGUUGUUGAAACUAGUUUGUUGGCUUUAUUUUUUUUUUUUUUUUUUUUUCAAACCAUUUUCUUAAUAUGCAAAGUUUAAGCAAUACAAUCAGACUGAGGAAUAUUGGGGGGUUGUUGUCGUGAUGCACCUUAUAUUUGUGACCUACAACAGGGGUACUUUGACAGGAGCCAGAAAGAAAAUCACCAAAGAUUUAUAUAUAAAACUUUCGUUUUAAUUGACUUACUCCAUACUUUAAAUAAAGCAGGAGUAGAUAUUGGUAUCAAUACAUUGAUAUUAGGUAGCCUGCAGAUUUAAAAAGGUAUUGAGUAAAGAAAUGCAGUUUUAAGGUAGAGUUUCAGUUGCUAUCUGUGAACGAGUGCAAGUACAGGUGUGGUGAGCCUGUGCAGUUUAUCUUGAAGUGCAGUCCUGUAGUGUCGAUGGGGACUGGCCUUUAACAUACCCCUUAUAGCGCAUCAGUUAAACGCUCUAUAAAUACAGAUGUCAGCUCUACUUUUGUUUUUUUGGGGGGUUUUUUUAAAGACAUUUUAAGACUUUAUUCUCAUGUUUCCUUUAGAUAGAGAACAUUUAUAAUCAAUAAAAAAAGAGCUAAGUUCGAGGGCCUAGCGACAUUUCAGUUCACAGAGGAUGAUGCGUACUGUACAUAUGUUUUCUAAUUCAAGACGUUUUUAGUUUAGAUGUUUUCUGUGUGUUUAAUUUUCUAUUUGAAAUGCUGCAAAGAGCAUUUCUGUUGCAUGUGUUAUAAGGUGGUUCAGAGAGCUGGAGCUUGAGGAAGUCCGUUCUUUUUCCUGCUUGUUAAAGACGAGGAAAGCAGAUUGAAGCACAGAUGCUUUGUAGUGAUAGCAGCUGGGACUGGCUAUUGUCAAUGUCUUACCUCAUACUAAUUCCAACAUACUGUUCGGGGCUCUGAUUUUUAAAUUAAGUUUGGUGGGUUUUCAACUCCGUUUUCCGGAACUGUCAUUGCCUUGUCUCUUAAUAAUCAACCCAACCUGCAAUUCUUAGCUGCCCAGCACUGUAACCGUGGGCUGCAAUGGGCUCUGUUACAAUUAAAAUAAACAAGAAACGCCUGCAGGAUGAACUCAGGCCCAAGCCCACCAUUUCAAGCGCAGGCUCUGUAAGUGAUUUUUUUAAGCGAGUUCGAGUCAGUAUCGUGGAAAUGCAGCCAGCCUUGGCUCGGAUGUCAGAUGCCUCACUUUCAAGCAUCCGUUCCAGAAGCUGUUGCUUUAGUUCUGCUUUCCUCCUCUGGACUAAUAUCUUAUACCCGUGUUGUCCCCUGUUCUUUUACCAAUGUGUCUUGAUGUCAUCCCAGAGUGUUCUCUUGACCGCACACCUGGAUAGUUACAGAGAUGAGGAACCUGCCUCCCUAUGCUCACCAUUCUGGCUUUAUAGCCAGCUCCUUGCUGCAGCCGGAAUGGAGGUAGUUUCCUAAUAAACUUCAAUCCCUGCUGAGCCAGUGCGCUGCCCCUGGCUCUUUGGACCACCUUAAAAAACGAAAUGCAGUGAAAAGUUGUAAAAAGUUGAUCCGUGUAACCCGCUGCCCCCUCUUUGUGCAGAAGCAGAGUGUUGCUGUGUGUUCCUGCUCUUGCAUGUGGUGUGUGGCGGGCUGGGUGGGGUGCGGGCUGUAAUGUGGAGCAGAUUUAGGUUGGGUUGGUUUUGACAGAAUGCCGUUUUCGGUGCACUUAGUGUCGGGUUACGUUCAGCUGCACAGUGUAGUCCACGCUGACUGCCCUCUGACAUGCUUUGCCUUGUAAAUGAUUUGUUUUCCUUUUAUUUUUUUCUUUAUUAUUAAUAAUAAAAAGGUUGGCUUUAAAAA